UGUUAGUGCAGCGGGCGUCAACGGACCACACGGAAGGGACCAAAGUUUUUGCUGACAAACAUGACGUCAGCUGGCGGAGCCCGUCAAUGCGGUAGUGACAGCGGAGGAACGCGCUGACUGGCAAAGCAAUCUGGACUGGCCAAACCAGACACUAAAACAAAACUUAAAACCCGGGCUGAAGGCUAUCGGCAGAGAGCCCGAGGCCGCAGAACAGCAUGGGGAACGCAGAGAGCGGCUGUGGCGCUGGAAGCGGCGAUGAAGAGGAUGUAGAAACGGAGAGCCCGGUUUUCGCCGAGGGCAGCCCGGCCUCUGCGGCCACAGGCACCAGGGCUGGCAGCGGAGGUGCAGGCGGUGGCGGUGGCGGAGGAGGCUCCGCUCCGGGGAGAAGCGGAAGAGGAUCCGCGAAUAUGCCGGCGCCUAGCUACGGUCUCCCCACCCCCGAAGCUCUGCUAGAGCAGGUAAAGCUGAGAGAGGCAGCGGCCCGUAUGAGCGACUCGUGGGUCGCCAUUUCAGAGUCGGUGCUGGCGCGAAACGACAGCGCUCUGGUGCGCUGGCUGGAGGAGCGGCUGAGCCGCGGAGAGGAGUCCGUCACCCUGGAGCAGUUCUGCGAGAUGCUGGAGAGCAGAGAUGCGCCCAGAGAGGAUUGCGAAGAGGCCUUUGGUCAGUUUGAUGCUGAGGGCGAUGGAAUUGUUGAUGUGGAGAACAUGCUGAUGGUACUGAAGAACUCCAAUGGAGCCAAUCUGCAGGGAGAACUCAGUCAUGUGAUCAGGCAGCUCCAGGCAUGCUCUCUGACACCAGGAUUUGUGGAUAUCUUUUCCAAGUCCAAGGACCGUCUUAAAGCACAUGCCUCCAAGGUCCUGAAGUUUUUGCACAGGAACCGCAUCCCCAGCAGUGCCAUCCCAUUCCCUGUGCUGGAGGGCUACAACAGCAUCUGUACGAUGAGGUCAUCUGUAGUGCAGGACUUCCUGGAUUGUCUGCUGCAGAAAGAGAAAGAUCUAGACAUCCAGUACAGGUCAGAACUGAAUCAUGACCCUGACGUGGAUAAGGUCAAAGUGGUCACGCAGUGUUACAGCUUUAUCGAGGCUUCGUCCAACAGUGCUGACAUCCCCAAACUGACCAAUGGAGAGACUGUGUCUUUCUGGCAGUCGGACGGCAGCGCUCGCUCACACUGGAUAAGGUUAAAAAUGAAGCCAGACAUAGUAUUGAGACGACUGGCCAUUGCAGUAGCGUCAAAUGACCACAGUUACAUGCCUCAGCUUGUGUCCAUAGCUGUGGGGAAGAACCAGCGAUCCUUGCAGGAGAUCAGAGACGUGAGGAUCCCGAGUAAUGUCACGGGAUACGUACCGCUGCUGGACAACGCCAACAUCACCCAUCCCUAUAUUCAGAUAAACAUUAAGCGCUGCCUGAGCGAUGGCUGUGACACACGUAUUCACGGUCUGAAGACAAUGGGCUACCAGAUCACCAAGAGCAAGGAGGUCUCGGUAUCCGACGCCUCGGCUAUAUGGUAUCUGUCACUGCUCACAUCUCUGGUCACUGCUUCCAUGGAAACCAACCCGGUGCUUGCACAGACCGUCUUACAGAGCACACAGAAAGCCUUACAGCAUAUGCCACCCCUGUCGUUAACGCCGUCUUCAACCGAGUUCCCUAAAUUCUUCUCUGCAAAUAUUCUAGAAGAGGUGGAUGGAUUUUUACUGCGCAUAGCAGACUGCUGUGUUUCUCCUGAGGCUGAACUGACUCUUCUAGCAUUUGCUCUGGCACGAGGCAGCGUGGCUAAAGUCCUCAUCUCUCUGUCUGGUGUCUGCCAGCAUCAGGACUCUGAAUAUAGAGCAUCCGCAUUGCUGGCCUCCAUGGCGUCAGUCCGGCUCAGAUUGCUCUUCCGGAAUGGUAAACCCCUUCAGCUCCAUCUUCAGGCGUGUGAUGUCAAAAGUAAAGAGGAGAAGUCUGGUCCAGAAAACAUGCUAACAGAACCCAACACUGGUGACGGUUUCCUGACAGAGAACGGAAAGAGGAAAGCCAGUGUGAUUCUGUCCACUGAAAACCAGAGCUGCUUUCAGGUCACACAGAUCAAGAUGAAAGUGCGUAAAGGGGCAAUCGGUGCUAAAUGCGGCCUGGUGUUUGCGUACAAUGACAACGAGGCCUUUGAUGCAGAAAAACACUUCAAACGAUUCAAAAAGUAUGAUAGCUGGGACUACAAAGACUACAAAGAAUUUUUCCAAGACAGCACAAGGACAUCAGGGAAGAGUGAAGAUGAUCCGCUGGGCUGGUUUGAGCUGGAGGAGGACUGGAAUGACGUGGAUAUCAAGCUACAGCAAUGUCGAGUAUCCAAAUUCCUCAUGGUGAAGUUCCUGUGCACUAGGCAGGACACAGCAGAGCGGUUGGGGGUUCAACAGAUGUGUUUUAGUGGCUAUUUGUGUCCAGACUUGGAGCGGCUAGAGGAUGUUGAGGAUCUGAGCUUUCAGACAGAGGAUAACAAGUCAGGCCUGGUCACAGGUCUCACACUCAUGAAGAAGACCCUUUAUUUCAUCCAGCAGCUCACCAGAGACAUGGAAGCCACUUUGUCCAAGCAGAAGUCCCUUCUUGACUUCAGUGACCUUAACCUGCUUCUGUUCUGGGAUUUUUACCGCAAACUCAGGUCAAUUGAGGGAGAGGAGGCAUUGAAGACACGGGUUCUUCUGCUUCAGCUGCUUCAGAACUGCUUCUCGAUGAUGCCCAACCUGACAGAGUCCCAGUCCUCAGAGACAGCGACCUCAUCGUCAGCAUCAGCGUCUGCCUCGCCCUCAUGCAGAGCAGACGUACACCCUGCUGAAGCUGUCGGGGAGCUUUACAAUCACUUGUGUCAAGUGGUGGAUGGGCCUGAAGGUGAGACUGCGGUGGAGAAAGCUCUGAGGAAAGAAGCUGUGAAAGCCAUUCUCAAUGGAGCUGCUAUCUUUUAUCCUAACAAACAGAGCAGGAGAGACAAGCUCUUUCACAUGAUGAAAAACAUAACAGAGGAAAAUCAACCAGAGUCUGUGAAACUAACAUUCGAAUCACUCUGCAAUUACUUCAGCGAUCAGGACCCCAGAGGUCUUCUCUUGCUGCCCCCUAAAGGAGCCCUGUCUGACUUCAAUAUCUCACCCAUUCUGACAGUCAUGGACACUAUGCUCAUAGUAGCCACUGGAGAGUGUGAGGUGUUGAUGCAAGAGUCCAGAAAAGGGUCUAUUUGGAGGGUCCUGCUGUCGCUGUUCUGGGCUCUCCAGGGAAGUCUGCUCUCCUGGUGUUUCUUGCAGAUCAAAGGAGGAACAAGCACCUCUGCUGAACUGGCUCGGGAAAUCCUGCUCAAAUAUGUGGAGCAGUUCCUGGACGGCACCAGAAACAUACUGAGUUCUCUUAUCAACCGCUUCUCUGGAGCCGAUAUCACAGAAAAACUCAACGGAUCCAUCCUGGCCAUGGCGACCCGGCAGCUGACAAUCUUUCUGUUGGAGUUGUGUGCUCUGGAUAUUCCUCAUUGUGUGCUGCUGAGGAGAUUCUACCCUCUUGCAGGCCUGUUGAAGAAUCUGGCCAACGACACAGAGGAGAUCUUCUGUAAGGUUGAUAUGGAAGGCUCUCAGCAGACUCAGCAGCCUGUCGUGUUGAGGACGUGGAACAUGGAGUCCCCUCAUAACUAUGAGAACAGCAGACAUGAGACCACCAUUUUCGUCUGUCCUGGAGCCACGUCCUUUGAGGUGGAGUUCGAUGAACGCUGUGAAACAGAGAAAAGAUACGACUAUCUGGAGUUCACUGAUGCUAGAGGAGGAAAAGUGAGAUAUGACAUGAAAGUUGGCACAGAGAAAUGGCCAAAGAAAGUGACCUUUAAAGCGGGUCCCCAGCUGCAGUUUCUCUUCCACUCAGACAGCAGUAAUAACGAGUGGGGUUACAAGUUCACUGUGACAGCGUACGGCCUGCCAGACGUCACCGUGUCCUGGACCUCUGACAUGCAGCUGCUUGUGUCCAGACUGAUGGGUCGUCUGGCCUCACGCACAAUGGCUUUAAAAUCACCUUACGAGAUCCGCGGAGUGAAGGAGUUGCCUGCAGGCGUGAUGAACCAUGUGCUGUCUUCUCCUCUCUGGAAGCCUGUGUUCAGACAUGGUCUGAGUCAGUUUCCCAAAGAUGCGCCCAGCGCAGACACUGAUCAGGAAGCAUCAUCUCCUUCAGCAGAUGAAUUGGUGGAGUUCUUGAGGGAGUUUUCAAGUUGGGAUCCUUCACAGGAUGCCUCUGACGGCAGGACAGAGCUCAUGAGAGCUCUUAUGAUGACCUGCAAGAAGCAGCCAAUCAGAAACGAGAUUGCUGCGGGAUCAAAAGUGGACCAGGCUGUGAAUGCCACGUGGGGGGCAAUGAUGUAUCACACACCUGCGCUUCACCAUAGUCUCAGGAGCUUUGUAUCUAAAAACGGUCAGAGCGGUCUUAGUGAAGACAUCCUGCAGGUCUACUCCCUGGCCGACAGCAUCAGAACAUGGAUGUUGGAGAUGAAACAGCGUUACCUUGUGGGUAAAAUGAAUGAACCAGCGGAAAAAGAGGAAGGACAGAAUGAGGUUACGAUGGAGUCACUUGCUGAGAUCUGCAUCAGUAGAAGUUUGUUCCUCUUUAAAUUCAGCCCAACUGGUGGAAACUCUUCUCCAGAACAAGAAGCUUCCAAACCAGAAGAGGGCGCCUGCGCUGCUCAUCUUCUCCGAUCCGUUUCCACAUCCGAAGCAGACUUCCAGCCCAGCCCCUCUCCCUCCAUCUCGCAGACCCCCGAGGGCACAGAAGCAGCGACACCCACGGGGCUCGCUCCCCGGGCACAGGACCUGGGCUUCUCUGCAUCAGGCGAGGCCGGGCCUUCCAGCAGUGUCAGUACACAGGUUUCCGGAGGAUCCUCCGAAAGCCUUCAGUCUCAAAUAGGAGAGCCCACAUCUCCGUUAGUCUUCCCACGUAAAGCACCUUUCAGUCGGGGACGCCUGAGGCUCCUUUCCUUACGGUCUUUGGAGGAACCUCGCAUGGCGCCGCCUGUUAAAGAGCGUUUCCCUAUUCUCAAACACAUUCUCAGCUUUAUGAAGGACAUGGUUAUCAGUGAAAGCAGUGUUCUUCAUACUCUUGCCCUGAAAAAGGCCCAGGCACUGAGCGUGUGAGAGGUUCUGGAGAUCAUUCAGCAGUGCAUACUCACCCUGGGGAAAUCGCACCUCUUCCAGGCUCCCUGUAUCCUGUUUCUUCAGGAACUUUUGGCAUGUCAGAAAGAUUUCACCAAUUACUUCUCUCAGAUGGCGGGAAGUGGAAAGGAGAUGAGGGAGCUGGUCAGACACUCAUAUCAUCUGUUAGUGCUCAUGUUAGUGGAGGCGGUGCAGGGCUUCAAUGCAUUGAAUGAAAAGGUCCUGCUGCCUGCCCUGUCAUGUGUGCAGACGUGCUUGCUGCAUUUACUGGAUAUGAGCUGGGAAGCAGAAGAUCUGUCACUGUUUCUGGACAUCAAACUGCCUGAUCUUCUGCUCACCAUGUCUCAGGAAAACAUCAGUGUGCAUGACAUUGCCAUCAGUCAGUGGAAAGAGGAGGAUGAGAUAGCAGACUACGAGAGGAACUGUGAAUGGAUGGACGAGUGUUUGGAUGGCAUGUUUGAGAAAUGGUUUGACAAGAUCGGCCAGGCCUCAGUGGAGGACAAGAGAAAGAUGCACAUGUUCAUUGCACGCUACUGUGACCUGCUGAAUGUAGAGAUCUCAUGUGACGGAUGCGAGCGCAUUGCUCCGUGGCAUCGCUACAGGUGCCUUCAGUGUACAGAUAUGGAUCUGUGCAAGACCUGCUUCCUCAGUGGUGCUAAACCAGAAGGUCACGAGGAUGACCAUGAGAUGGUGAACAUGGAAUAUGCCUGUGACCACUGCCAGGGCCUUAUUGUGGGCAGUAGGAUAAACUGUAACGUCUGCGAGGACUUCGACCUGUGCUUUGGCUGUUACAAUGCCAAAAAAUACCCAGACAGCCAUCUUCCCACCCAUCGCAUCACUGUAUACCCUAUGGUCACCAUCCGCAUCAGUGACCGUCACAGACUGAUUCAGCCCUACAUACACAACUAUUCCUGGCUUCUGUUCGCCGCUCUCGCCCUGUUCACCUCCGAGCUGGUCAGCGAGAGAGAGCAGGAGGGAGAACCUCUAGACGAUGUCACCCUGGGUUAUGCUAGCGCUCUGCAAACCCGCUGCUCUGACCUCAUCAAUGAGUGCCUGCUGAAGGGACAGACUGGGAAAGGUCUGAGAGCCUCUGCCCUGCUGUCUCUGCUUUCAUCGAAUGAAUCGGCCACAGAGAGUGAAAUGUGUCCCCAAACACCCGGCUCCUCUCAAGACAUCAGCAGCGCAGACACUUCAUCUCUGCCCAGCAGCACCACAGCCAUCUGCUCACCGCCGCCAUCUACAGACAGAAAAGAUGGCGGAGUAGAGGGUGAGGAGAAGGUAGAGGAAAAGAAGAGAAGGAAGCUAGUCUCUCAGGACACAUUCGAUUCGUCCAGUGCGAGUCAGACACCUUCUGUGUCUAGUGAGGAAACAUUGUCGCCUGGAGUCGGAGAAUCAAGUGGAGACACUAUCACAUCUCCUAUUUCAGACAACAUGGACGCAUAUAAAGACCAGGAGAAGACAGCCAGAGGACCCCUACAGGAACACGUGUUUGCUGAAUGCUCCCGAGAGAGAAUUCUGGGAUUGUUGGCAGCCAUGUUGCCACCAGCCAAACCAGGCACCACACAAUCUUUGUCCAGUCUGAGUCCUAUUCUGCCAUUGCUCUUUCGGGUGGUCAUCUCAAAUGCUGGCUGUCUGAAUGAAACAUACCACCUAACUCUGGGGCUUCUGGGGCAGCUUUUGCUGAGAAUCUCUCCACAUGAAGCUGAUGCGGCUGUGACUGAGGCACUGACUGACAAAUUUGAGCUGCUGACCCCGGGAGAUGUAGCAGCUGUUGAUGUGCAGGGCUGGAAGACCACUCAGUUGCUCUUUAGUCUGGGUGCAGUGUGUCUGGACAGCCGUAUCGGUUUGGAUUGGGCUUGCUCGGUGGCAGACAUUUUGAGGAACCUGAACGUUUGCCCUCAGUGGUGUGGAGUUGUGGCAUCUUUCACAGAUCACUGCAUCCAACAGUUACCGCGGCAACUCAAAAGAACCAAUCUCUUCACGCUGCUGGUGCUCGUGGGCUUCCCUGAGGUGUUGUGUAUGGGGACUCAGGCUGUGUUCAUAGAUAACGCCAACGAAAAGCAUAACAUGAUUCUCCUUAAACACUUCACUGAGAAGAACAGAGCGGCUGUGGUGGACGUGAAGACGAGGAAGAGGAGAACAGUGAAAGACUACCAGUUAGUCCAGGCACAUGAGUGCAGCACUGGCAGUGAUGUAGAGUCUGAGGGCCGAGCGGCAUCCCCUACCUCGGCCCACCUGAGUCAAUACCUGAAGAACUUCAUCUCCAUCGUCAGUCACCUUCUGCAAGUGGGGGUGGAGAGCAGUGCCCAAGAUGCUGUGGAGGCCACCUGGGUGCUAUCUCUCGCUCUUAAGGGACUCUACAACACACUAAAGAGGCAUGGUGUGGCUCUGGCCCAGGACGCCACUCAAGGCUCUGGUCUUAUGCAGCUCCUGGUCCGUAAGUGCAGUAAGGGCACAGGCUUCAGCAAGAUGUGGCUUCUGCGAGACCUGGAGAUUCUCUCUAUCAUGCUGCACUCAUCCAAACGAGAAAUCCACUCUAUGGCGGAGGACGGAGACACAGAGACGGAUGGAGAAAAGGGAAAAGAGAAGGAGCACGAUUCGGAUCACUCCAGCUGCUGCGCAGACGAUGUGGAUCCAAACCGACCGGAUCCGCUUGAAGGGCUGGAUGAAGAGACUAAGAUGUGUUUUCAGAUUACCCAUGAUGCACUUAACGCCCCACUGCAUAUCUUGAGAGCCAUGUAUGAGCUUCAGAUGAAAAGGACAGACUCUUUCUUUCUUGAAGUGCAGAAGAGGUUUGACGGUGAGGCUAUCAAAACCGACGAGACAAUUCGUAUGCUGGCACAGAAGUGGCAACCAUCUAAAAGACCUCGGUCUGAGGAAAGAAGCACUAAGGCAGUAGAUACAGAUAUAAUCGUCGUGCCCUGUGUGUCUAAACCCACCAGGUGUGAAAAAGCCACAGAAGAAACAAACGUGGUCACGCAGAAGCUCAUCACAAACACUGAGAGCGACCUGCAGCUGAGUUACGCCAAACAGCGUCGCACUAAAAGCUCGGCUCUGUUGCACAAAGAAUUGGACGCGCGCAGCAACAAAGCAGUACGACAGUACCUAUUUAAGGUGAAUGAGGCCAUCGCCAUCCUGUAUGCGCGGCACGUGUUGGCCACGCUGCUGGCUGACUGGCCCGCUGACACUUCCAUUAAAGAGGAAGACCUGGAGCUGAGCGGAGCUUCACACAUGGCGUACAUACUGGACAUGCUCAUGCAGCUGGAGGAAAGACCAAUGUGGGAGAAGAUCUUGCAAAAGGUUCUGAGGGGCUGCAGCCAGAGCAUGCUGGGUAAUCUGUCACUGACAGCGUGUCAGUUUAUGGAGGAGCCUGGGAUGGCAGUGCAAGUCCGGGAAUCCAAGCACCCCUAAGACAACAACACAAACUUUGGGGAUAAGGUGCACAUUCCCGGGGCGAUCUACCUGUCCGUGAAGUUUGACUCGCGCUGUCACACAGAGGAAGGAUGCGAUGAGCUUCUGAUGGCCAGCACCAGUGACUUUCUUCAGGACAUGCACACUUUCAGUGGUUCACAUCAGAAAUGGACAGACUUUGAGAUUCCAGGGGACACAGUUUACUACAGGUUUAUAUCAGAUAUGAGUAACACAGAAUGGGGCUACAAAUUCACUGUGACUGGUGGCCAUCGAGGGCGCUUCCAGACCGGUUUUGAGAUCUUGAAGCAGAUGCUAGCUGAUGAGCAAGCCCUCACUCACCUUCCGCUUUACGACAUCUGGGAGUGGCAGGUGGGCGUGGCCUGUCGUCAAACAGGAAACCAGAGGCUGAAAGCUGUUCACCUGCUACUGCGGCUUCUACAGUGUCCGUCUCAAUGGGGAUGUGACCUUACGCUGCUGAAGCCACUGUGGCAGCUCUUUACUUCUAUGGAAGGUGGUUUGAGUCAAGACCCCACCAGCAUCACGGUUCUCCUUCCUCUCCACCGUGCUCUCACUGAGCUCUUCUUCAUUGCUGAGGCCAAGGCCAUGGAGCAGGGCAUUCUGCAGGAGUACCUUCUUGCUCUCACUACCAAUGAACAGCUGGUAGUGCGAACGGCACAGGCGCUGAAAAACAUAGCAGCCAUCAGCCUGGCCAUUAAUUACCCAAAUAAAUCCACUAAGCUGCUCAACCUGUCCCCCUGAAAGAGAGAUGAAAGAAUGAGAAUGAGAGGAGGGAAGCCUGCCAGAUGCCCACAGGAACGGUCCUCCUCGGUUGAUGGCUGUGAUGGGAUAUCGUCUUCCAGAAAAAUCCACCUGCAAAUCCAGCCCUUCGCUGUUUAGUCAUUAGGUGGGGGGUUAGAGUGACGUCUGCCAUCAUAUUGGUACCAGUUAUGGCCAUCACGGACUCUUUUGUGAAUCAUCUCGGUGUUAUAAUCAGAGUUUGAUUCAUAAUUGCCAACGAAGGUGAAGGAUGUUUUUCUUUUUUUGCUUGUUGUACCUCAGCUUUAACAGUAAAAUCUGUUUGGUGAGGCGUGCCAAAUGUUUCCUUCUCAUCCAUGCGCUGCUCCACGUUUUUUUAAAAGUCACCGAGGGUAAGACAAUCGAUCAAAGUGAAAGCAGGUCACCUUUUCUUGCCUCGCGCACCCUCCGCCGUCUCUCCCUGGACACGCCGCCUAAAAAUAUGAAGCUGCCAGUGCAUUCUCAUUCGUCAGAGUGGCCCGAAACCUCAAACUAGAGUGAAACAAGGUAGAGUGCUCGCUAUAUAUAGAUAUCUGUCCAAACCGUGCGGCCUUCUCUUGAUAUUCACUUUCAAUAGGUUGACUGUAUGUAGUUUGAAUGUUACACUUUAAAAUCAGCUGAUGUUUAAAGUGAUGAAGACUGGAUGACAUGAAAAUAAGUCUCAUUACAUUUGUUUAUGAUCACUUUAUGCAUGAAAGAUGAUGUUCCUAAGAGAAACGAGUUUGAUGUGCCAAUGCAAACACACAAGGCUCUGUUUGACUUAGCUCAGAGCGAUCUCUCCACUCGUGGAUUAGUUGAGAAAUCGAUUAAAAAUUCUCCACACUAAAUAGUUUUAGAUUUGAGACACCGUGCAGAUGUGUUCUUUAACUUCAAGUACAAGGAAAGUCAGUGCUGUCUUACAUUGUCAUGUCCCAGAUUCUUAACACACUUAUAAUGCUGCAUACCACCAUUUCUGUUGAUAGAGAAUAUAACAUGGAAAGUUGAAAUAUCGGUUGGCAUAUCGGUUCACUUUAAUAUUGGUUGAUAAUCAUAAAGAUUUGCCUUUUAUCUAGCCAACUUGAUAGUCAUGCACCAUUUUAACAGUUGUGACGUGGAUGUGUUCCACUAACUUCACAUAUUGCUUAAAAGUAUAUUAUUACAGAAAUGUUCUUGGGUAAAUAUGGAGUGAAAUUUAUGAUUGAGUGAAAUUUGUUGCUAUUUUGCAGGUCAGUGAAAGGUUAUUCUAAUGGUAUCUAAAUAGUAUAUUUUAUUAUUUGUUUUUGUUUUUCCCUUGAGCUUUUUUAUGGAAUCAUAAGUCAUUUCAGCUUGGCUGUUCAGGUCAACGAUCAUUAUUUUUAUUUCAGUUUGAUUCUGUUUUAGUGGAUAAAAGAGUUGAGAGAAUUGUUGGGGAUAUUUAAGCCAAAGAAUUUAUUAUUGAUUAAAAGAGAAGCAUUUUGCGCAAAUACAUAUUUAUCUUCCAGAAGAACGUUGUCAGUGACAGUUUUCUGGGGGUCUUAUAUUGAGGUGUUUGGUGGUAGUGGUGGUGUUGUAAUAGAGAUCUGUUCUGAGGAAACGCAGAUCCUUUAGUCCUUAAUGGUUUUGUUUACAUGUGUAGUAUAGAGCACAUGCAACUUUUGUUGCUCAGCCUCAGUUUGGGUGGAUUUUAAAACGUUUGACAGGAAGACUUCCUGUCUGAAGCCUCAGAUAUUAACAAACAAUGUGCCUAUGUUUGAAGCAAUCCUAAUUUAAUCUUCAUGUCAUUGUAAAGGUGUUCUCCAAUUAUAUUUUUAAAGAAAAUGAUAUAGUUUGAUUUUGAGCAUUUUCUAUUUUAUUUUUAUGAAUGUCUCUCGUUUUUGAGUUCAUGACUUAGAUAUUGCUUUGAAAUUGACAUUGAUUGAAUGUACAUAGCUGUGAAUAUUGAUAAUUGCGUAAAUAAUUGAUCUGAAAAUAAUCAGCCCAUCACUUUAAAGACAUGUAUAUUGUUGUAAGCUUUCACUUUUGAAUUUAUUUGCUUUGUCAUGCAAAAAGAAACGACAAAACUAUGCUAUGGGUUGGUUGUUAAAUUGUUUUUAAUUAAAAAAGCAAGAAAUUCAAUUGCA
Triplophysa rosa is the source of this 11425-nucleotide messenger RNA. RefSeq names its product zinc finger, ZZ-type with EF hand domain 1 (gene zzef1). NCBI's taxonomy places the organism in Eukaryota, Metazoa, Chordata, Actinopteri, Cypriniformes, Nemacheilidae. The transcript has 54 exons. The record is from RefSeq and is a predicted model, not a curated record. Gene Ontology annotation, biological process: regulation of synaptic plasticity; protein ubiquitination. Gene Ontology annotation, cellular component: postsynapse. Gene Ontology annotation, molecular function: calcium ion binding; zinc ion binding; ubiquitin-like protein ligase activity.